CCUGAUUCUUUGUGAUUUGAUCUGUGCCAUUGUCAAUGAUUGACCACAGCAUUUUGGAGUCCAAUGGUCUCUGUGCUUCUUCUAGCGGUGCUUGCUCCAUGGAGUCCUGAAGCCUAAAGCUUUUGCUUGCAGCUAAUCUACAGAAAACAUUUACAUAUGGAAAAACAAUGUGGUGCAACCUGUGUCAGCUUUCUCCUCUGAUUCUCUCUAUAUGCUCACUGUCUUUAAUGGCACAUCAGGCCACAGCUACGGCACACAGGGAGUUUCAGGCAUUGCCUUCCCACAGAAGAAGCAGCAGAGAUGUUAAUUCUCCAGCUCCUGUCGACUGUCAGCUGAGCCAAUGGUCAGAAUGGACUGAUUGCUUUCCUUGCCAAGAGAGGAAACACCGGUACAGGAGGCUGGUGCAGCCGGCAAGAUUCCUGGGGCGGCAAUGUGCAGGGCAUCUCUGGGGCGAGCAGGCUUGCCAUGCCGAGACAACAUGUGCUGGACCCCCUAGCUGUGGGAAGGACUUUCGGUGUGAGGAAACAGGUCGCUGUAUUAAACGGCAUCUUGUGUGCAAUGGAGAGCCAGACUGCAGAGAUGGAUCUGAUGAGAAUAACUGUGAGGAUGAAGACAUUGAAAGCCCUUGUGAACGUCUGUUCCCAAUCCCAGGGUCUGAAAAAGCAGCCCAAGGAUACAAUAUAUUAACACAGGAAGAGAGACAGUAUGUAUAUGAUCCUAGUUUUUUGGGGGGCCACUGUGAGUAUGUCUACAAUGGAGACUGGCGGGAGCUGAAGUAUGACACUGCAUGUGAACGUCUGUACUACGGAGAUGAUGAGAAGUAUUACCGCAAACCUUACAACUUCCACAUCUACCAGUUCCUAGCUCAUGCUGAUUCUGGGUUUGCUUUUGAAUUUUACGAUGAUUCAAAGGAUCUGCUUGAUGCUCUUAAAAGUGAUAAAUCCAAAACAAAAGGCUUUACCAUUGGAAUUGGGUCUGCAGGAUCAGAUUUGCUGUUAAACCUGGGCUUCACUUUAUCAAGUGGCAAAGGAUCCCUGAAGAAUUUCACACAGUACACUGAAAAGGAGGUUGGAUUCAUUAGAGGUGUGACAAAGGUGCAGACAGCCCGAUUCAAGAUGAGAAGGGACAACAUUGUUUUGGAUGAAGAUGUGCUGCUCUCCCUGCAGGAGCUUCCAGACAUCUACAACUAUGGCAUGUAUGCCAAAUUUAUCAAUGACUACGGCACCCAUUUCAUGACAUCUGGUACUAUGGGAGGCAUCUUUGAGUACAUCCUUGUCGUCAAUAAGGAGGAAAUGAGAAAAAAAGACAUCAGCGCUGAGGAGAUAAGUGCCUGUAUUGGCUAUUCAAUUGGCCUUACUGGCAGCGAGAGCAAACUGCAUUUGGAAGCGUCUGUGUCAUCCUCUGACUGCGCAAAGAAAGGAUUUCUGAAAACUGAUACUGAGAGCAACAGUGCAGUUGUGGAAGAUAUUAUUCCUCGGAUUAGAGGUGGAGAUACCAGUUACACCGGAGGGCUCUUAAACAGUUGGGAUGGCAAUAUGUAUCGUCACUGGGGAAGGUCAUUAAAAUAUAAUCCUGCUGUUAUUGAUUUUGAGCUGCAGCCAAUCCAUGAAAUUCUCCGCAGAAGCAACCUUGGUGACAUGGAAACCAAACGGCAAAACCUCAAACGGGCUUUGGAUGAUUACUUGUUGGAGUUCAACGCCUGCCGCUGCGGACCAUGCCAAAACAACGGUGAACCCAUUUUGGUGGGAGACACCUGUUUCUGCCAGUGUCGACCAGGUUACGGAGGCCCUGCCUGUGAGCAGACUAAGCGCCGAGGCAGUGAGACCAAUGGGCGCUGGAGCUGCUGGUCACAGUGGGGUCCCUGCCAGUCAGGCACAGCUCGACGCAGCCGGCAGUGCAACAACCCAGCCCCACAGGGUGGUGGGGAGCCCUGCGUGGGGAGGGAUGUGCAGAGCAAGUCCUGCUGAAAGCCCACCGGACAGCAUCGCUCCCCACAGGCACGUGGUUGACAGCGGUUUACAGUCUGUGCUGGGCUAUAAAUACAGGCAUAAUCCUCCAAUGGAAUUACGCUGGCAAGAAAUAAUUGUCAACUACUCCAUCUCUCUAUGUAUGGAGACAUUGGAUUUGCUGUAUAAAACCAGACCAAUUGCUCAGGUUGACUGAACGCGUGUCUGGCUGCCCUCUCGCCCCACAAGAUGUGAUGGGAGCCCCACCAGUUCACAACAGCAAGGCUGCACUACAGGAGAUGCUGGAGAACCCACAUGGGUGGCUUUGCUGAUA
Molecule: messenger RNA, 2280 nt
Organism: Cuculus canorus (common cuckoo)
Lineage: Eukaryota; Metazoa; Chordata; Aves; Cuculiformes; Cuculidae
Gene: C8A
Product: complement C8 alpha chain
Exons: 11
Coding region: 168-1967 (599 amino acids)
Biological process (GO): immune response
Cellular component (GO): membrane attack complex
Molecular function (GO): protein binding
Source: RefSeq, a predicted model, not a curated record